AUGCCUCGUGAGAUCGAUAUAUCGAAUAUCGAGCGGAACUUCAUCCUCGAAGCUCUUGGACAAGAUGUCCGCGUGGAUGGUCGGCGUCUCGACCAACUGAGAGAUCUGAACCUAGAAUUUGGAGUCGAAUAUGGAACAGUCACGCUACGUUUAGGCAAAACAAGAGUUCACGUGCAGGUUUCCGCUGAGGUGACGAAGCCUCUGGAAGAGCGCAAGUUCGAGGGAGUUUUUAGUAUUGUCACGGAACUCAGUCCCAUCGCCUCUCCAGCGUAUGAAGUUGGCAGGCAGACCGAGCAGGAGCUCAUCCUCUCUAGGACACUCGAAAAAGCCAUACGCAGAUCCAAUGCCAUCGACACGGAAUCAUUAUGUAUUAUUGCAGGGGCCAAGUGCUGGUCUAUCAGGGCUGAUGUCCAUGUUCUUGAUUCCGACGGCGGACUCAUUGACGCGUCUUGUAUUGCCAUUGUUGCAGCACUGCGACACUUUCGAAGACCUGAUGUGUCCGUCGAUGGCGAGAAUGUGACCAUAUACACCAUGGCAGAACGAGUUCCCGUCCCACUGAGCAUGAUGCACAAUCCAGUGUGUAUCACCUUCAGUUUCUACCACGGAGGAGAGACCAUAUUGCUGGAUGCGACACGCAGUGAAGAACAGGUCCGGGAAGCAGAAAUGGUUCUUACGGUCAACGAUUGGGAACUCUGUCAAGUCGCAAAACUGGGAGGGAGCGCGAUAGAUGCGUUGGUUCUCCUCAAAUGCACCACUACAGCCUUAGCCAAGGGCAAAGAGAUCAAUGGGUUUGUGGCCAGAAAGUUGGCCGAGGACGCAACCAGACGCGAUGUCGGCGGCCUGAUCGCCGAAUUACGCGCUGAGAACGACAGAUGA
Messenger RNA from Capronia epimyces CBS 606.96, 876 nucleotides. Its product is annotated as exosome complex component RRP45. Gene Ontology annotation, biological process: TRAMP-dependent tRNA surveillance pathway; nuclear mRNA surveillance; U1 snRNA 3'-end processing. The record is from RefSeq and is a predicted model, not a curated record. The coding region runs from base 1 to 876 and encodes 291 amino acids. Gene Ontology annotation, cellular component: cytoplasmic exosome (RNase complex); nuclear exosome (RNase complex). NCBI's taxonomy places the organism in Eukaryota, Fungi, Ascomycota, Eurotiomycetes, Chaetothyriales, Herpotrichiellaceae. The transcript is spliced from 3 exons.